Molecule: messenger RNA, 9613 nt
Organism: Schistocerca gregaria
Lineage: Eukaryota; Metazoa; Arthropoda; Insecta; Orthoptera; Acrididae
Gene: Tusp
Product: tubby-related protein 4
Exons: 14
Coding region: 535-4785 (1416 amino acids)
Molecular function (GO): protein binding
Source: RefSeq, a predicted model, not a curated record
AGUUCGCGUAUAGUUCGAACACUCGCCUGCACGCGGUGCGAGGAUAGCCAGAAUCAAUACGCGUUCUGCUCGAGAAGCAAGCUCUAAUAAACGAAUUCCUCAUGUUUCGAAAUUAUUUGUGACUAAUAUAGCUGCGCGUGUAAAGCGUGAAAAAUCUAAGGGCUAAGUUCUUACUUUAACUAUCUCCGGAGUGCUGCCCGCAAGACAUUGCACUGAUAAAGUGCAACGACAACGGCGCGGAAUACGGAAUGCGGAUUCUGUGUUUAUAAUGCGUAACUUCUGUAACAAAGAGCAAAUGUGUCCUAAUGCAAAUAAAAUAAUGCUAAUGUGACAGAUAACUUUUUCGCAUGCCGCACGUUAUUGGAAAAAAAUGUUUGUUCCUCGAACUGGUCAUGAGCCUAACAAUUUCGAAAUGUGACGUUUACAAUUACGGCCGCACUAGCUUUCUAAAUCUAAAUCUUUCUGUAAAAAUAACGCGCUUACCAUCUCGCGCACGCAGCUGUCUGUAAUCUACUAGAAGAGGAAAAAUUUGCUAUGCACUUGCAUUUCGAACGGAACACAAAUGCCAAAUGUGACUGUGCCAUCCUGUCUCUCACAUGGAUGGGAAAAGUACCCGACGAACUACCAGAGGACGAGGGCUGGAAGCUGAACCGCACCAACUACUACCAGGAGGGCUGGCUGGCGACGGGCAACGUGCGCGGCAUAGUGGGGGUGACGUUCACCACCUCCCACUGCAAGAAGGCCGGCGACUUCCCGCUGCGCACCAACUACAACCUGCGCGGACACCGCUCCGAGGUUAUCCUGGUCAAGUGGAAUGAACCGUAUCAGAAGCUUGCAUCAUGUGACAGCUCAGGGAUUAUUUUUGUAUGGAUCAAGUACGAAGGCAGGUGGAGCAUCGAACUUAUCAAUGACCGCAACACGCCUGUCACCCACUUUUCUUGGUCGCAUGAUGGACGAAUGGCACUUAUUUGUUACCAGGAUGGUUUUGUUUUGGUUGGAUCCGUGGCUGGCCAAAGGUACUGGUCGUCAAUGCUCAAUUUGGAAUCCACUAUCACGUGUGGUAUAUGGACUCCUGACGAUCAGCAGGUUUAUUUUGGCACCACAGCUGGCCAGAUCAUUGUCAUGGAUGUCCACGGGGCAAUGGUCUCCCAGGUGCAAAUCGGUUCUGAGGUUGGCAUCACAAGCAUGGCGUGGUCCUGUGAAAAGUUCAAAAUGGAAGAAGGGGACGAUGCAGAUCUUAACGGUACGCAGCCAGAAGAACGUACCUUCGUGCUAGCAGUGAGUCUGCAAAACGGAUUUGUGUUCCUGAUGAAGAGCUUCGAUGACGUUUCCCCAGUUCAGGUGCACACCGGUCUCUCUGGACCGUUGUGCAUUGAGUGGAGCAACUCCAGAGAGCUCCUUGCCGUGGCUGGCAGCUACCAGCAGCCUGGAUCCGCUGACUACACCAACGUCCUCAGGUUCUAUUCCGACGCUGGAGUCCUCAUCUAUUCGACAUCCAUACCCUACACUCAGUCGCCGGUGACGGCGCUGACGUGGGGCCACAACGACAAGCGGCUGUUCGUGGCGACGGGCUGCCAGGUGCAUAUCGCGUGGGUGUCGCGGCGCGUCGCGUCGCUGCAGCUGAUGUGCCGGCUGCGCGUACACGGCGAGCUGCGGGCCGAGCACCAGGUGGCGGCGCUGCCGCUGCCCGCGCGCAUCAAGGCGCUCAUCUCCAACCUCUUUGCUCAAACCAUAAGGUGCUGUGUUCCUGAGACGUCCGCCCUGAGGGAGUUCGUGUCGCGCCCGCCUGCGGGCAGCGUGAGGCUCCACUGCACCAUGAUCAGGCACGACGACGACUCCAACCUGAGCUCCGGCACGUGCUACACGCUCUACCUGGAGUACCUCGGCGGCCUCGUCCCGCUGCUCAAGGGCAAGCGCACCAGCAAGAUCCGGCCGGAAUUCGUCAUUUUCGAUCCUCAGGUCGACGAAUCGAGCCUGGGAGGCGACUCGAACCACGACUCUGGCAAGAGCAGCGGCUCCUCCCAGAACGCGGCCAGCGACACCUCGGACACGGAGCGCGAGGAGGGCUGCGGCAGCCCGCGAGUCCAGAGGCGCAAGCGGCGCCGCAACAAGUCGCACGGCGGGGGCGGCGGGGGCGGCGGCGAGAAGGCCGGCGGCGCCGCCGCGGGGGCCGCCGCCGCCGCCGACGCCGAGCAGGAAGACCUCACCUACGUCGACACCCUGCCUGAGCACAUCAAACUGGUGGAAGUGACAUCAAACAUCUGGGGUACGAAGUUUAAAAUCCACGGCUUAGCUCCGUCAGUACCAGCAAACUUGGGCCAGGUCACUUACAAGACUUCGCUCCUCCACCUGCAGCCCCGCCAGAUGACCCUGGUAAUCACCGAACUCCGAGACGACUUCCCACCCGGCCCCGACCCCAACUUCAAUCCAAACCUAUUCUCCGAGGACGAAGAGGAGGCGUACUACCACGAGGAGAGCUCCAGAAUGCCGGCCGGUUACCAGAGCGACAUCGCUCCGCCCAUAGCACCCAUGACUCCGAGAAGCCAUCACACACCGUCCACCAGCGGUCGUUUCGUACAGAGUCGAUCGAGGAUGCACCAGGCACUGCACAGCUCGAAAGCUCACAGCCACCAGAAUAGUAUAACUAUAUCUAGCAACGCGACCGCCGCUCUAGCGAGAGCAGAGUCAUACGAGGACGAAUUCUCGUACAGUGAAGUGACGGAAGCCACGAGCUCUUGUGAAAGUCUCAAAAAUAGUUCUGUUCCUGCUUCCGUUUCGUCUGCAGCGAAAAAUUGUACAGACAGUUACCCGUGUCAGCAGAUGAUAUCCGUGCCUAAUGGGAAUGGUUACAAUGGAAAUGGGUCUUACAAUAACGCCUUAGGUUCGGGCAGUAGUAAUGGCUAUAGUAGUGGUGCUGUUGCACAGAUAACGCGAUCUAACAUCGGAAUGGCCUCCCAAGGUGGACAAUCCCGACACGUCAUUUCGCCACUAGUUUGUGAAGGAGCAGUUCCUGCUCUGCAGUCGCCUAAAAACACGGUAGCUCCGAGCGACGUUUUAAUUGACCGGACGUCCUCGACACAUACUAUGGUAGCCUCCUCGCCGUCCGAUUUUUCCGGUAACAUACAAAGAGUGAAAACCACAAUCGAGCAUAACCAAAACAGGGGCAACGCGGUAACGAAUCUCAGUUUAACGCCGGGAGGGGCAGAGCAAAGCUGCGUCGAAAUGAAACCAGUUGUGGUGAAGAGACUGGAUACUGAGGGGAGCGGCAAACCCCACCAGUCUAAUAAUGGCAGCUAUAGCGAAACGGCGAUCACUUUAGAGGGAAGUUUCACUACGACAAGUGGCCCGUCCUACUGCACGUCACCACACAAAGGGGCGAGCAGUAGCAGUGCGGGCAAGAGAAAGGAGAAGAGCGGCGCGACGAAAUCGAGUCCUAGUGGGAACCAGAUAGGUAUUGCGGGCAACAAGUGGUGCGUUACGAAACCGGAAGAACUGCUCUUCAUCGACGAAGACGGAUCGGGCGAGCCGGUCGCUCCGGAAAGGGGAGUCAGGCGUAUCCCGACUUCGGUAUCGAUAGCUCCCUGCACAGCCGCUUGCGUAGCCGACUCCAUGGUGCGCAGCUGCAGCGUCGGCUACCUCGAUAUGGUCGACGUCAACAUAGUCCCGUGCGACGUAGCCCUGUCCAUGCUGAGGAAGGACACGCCGAAGCGCCUAGUCCUGGUGAACAGGAAGAAACAGCGGAAACACAAAAGCAAGCAGCACCAGAGUCGCGAGGGAGGCGACAAGGCGAAGGACAGCUGCGCGGGGCUGCCCAAGCUGAAGCACUGCGGCAAGAGCAAGAGCCUCGACUCUAGCGAUCUGUUUCCGACCAGCGAUACGUCCGAGAGCAGUUCCACUGCGGAUCCUCCGUCCACGAAGAGAUCGACCGACCGUGCCAGGAAGGAGACCGGCUCGGCGAGCGCGAGCGCCGAGGUGAGUCGCGAGUCGUCGUCGGCGUCGUCGCCGCCGCCGGCAGCCCCGCCGCCGCGGGAGUCUCCGCCAGUCGGCGAGCGGCACGCUGAGGUGAGAGCCGGUGGCGCGCAGGCAGUGCUGGCGCCAGCGCCGCUGUCGCCAGCGGCGAGUCCGCCCAGCGCGCCACGGAGGCAGCAGCAGCACGCGCUGGCGGCGCUCGAGAGCCUGGCGUCGCGCAUCCGCGAGCUGGACGAGACGCACUCGCUGCCGCCGCCGUCGCCCUGCGCCUCCCCGCGGCUGCCUCGCAGCAGCCCCGCCAGCCCGGCGCCCAGCAAGAAGGCCGCCAAACGCAACCAGUCCUCGUCUCCCAUCAGGAAGCAUUUGCUCAAUUCACCACUUUUGUCAAGGCGACAGCGCAAGAACAAAAGUAUAGAAAGUUCUGACGACGAAAUCGUCCACUCAGGAGAUGAAAUAUUUAAUGGAAGAAAUUAUAGGGAUUUAGAAAGUUUCCAAAAAGCACAGUUGCGACAAAAACUAAAACGUGGCAAAGGUAUUGACGGCAGUCCAACGCCUCAGAGUCCACGGCGCAGAGAGUUCGUGAUGCACAACAAAGCUCCCAUGUGGAAUGAGAGCAGUCAGGUGUAUCAGCUUGACUUUGGUGGGAGAGUGACACAGGAAUCUGCUAAGAAUUUCCAGAUUGAAUUCCGAGGCAAGCAGGUGAUGCAAUUUGGCCGCAUUGAUGGAAAUGCUUACACUCUAGAUUUCCAGUAUCCUUUCUCAGCACUCCAGGCAUUUGCUGUAGCUCUUGCUAAUGUUACACAGAGGCUUAAAUGAAUGAGGGAUCAUAUCAACAUAAUUCAUCAGUGGAUUAUUAUAUGCAGAGGCUGUAUCAGCACAACGGUAGCAGUGUAUGAUGUGGGGCUGAAAGUCCACCCAGUUUUUUAAGAAAAAAAACUGCCAAUGUUUGUUUUCAGAUAUUUAAUCAGAGAUAAUAUUUUAAAUAUGGUGCCAGCUUUUUAUUCAGAAGACAGUAACUUUUAACUGCACUUAUUUAUUGAUUAUGCCUUAAAGGCAUCUUAUUCAUUUCUGAAAUGUCACAUGAGAAUCUGGGCCUAUGUAAUAAGUAUAAUUUGAAACUAAAAACACUUGCUGUAUCGUCCAAAUAAUUUCAUACAUGCUAGGGAAGCUAGAAAGGCCACUGCUAUAAUACUGGUGUGUUAUCAUUCAGAAACUAGUUGUAAUUUAAUGAUGAAAUUUUAUAUGGAAGUGCUACUAAACUUUUAUUUUUUAUUGGUUAUACAAAUUGUGCAAUGGUAUCAAUUGUAAAUGAGUGUCUUUGACUCCUAACGAAUGUUAUAGUGUUAUCUAGUCAAUUUUACAUUGAAGCUGUUGGUCCAUGAAACUAUAACUGAAUGUGUAUCAUUAAAUAUGUAGAUCUGGUUCGUAGUGAGUGAUAUAAUAUUGUGUAAGAAAGAAUUGCUUUAUAGAUAUCACUGGUGUUACAGAAUGAUUAUCUUUGUUAUGUCUUAUUACGAUGUGCAGUAAAUCUACUCUGAAAGAAAAGUUUAAUUUCCUCACCUUAGAAGUAAAUAUUUCUUUGUAAAAGUUCAUCUAACAUUUUCCCUAUCGUAUUAUGUCACAUAAUUAGUGUGAGUUUUAUAAAAAAGGGUUCACAUGCUACAAAUGUAUUUAUCACAGGCCUCAAUUGUUGUGUUAGCUUUGUAUUGGAUCUGGUUUUUUCACUAUCUGCCUAGAAUAUAUACUUAUGACUCAGAUCCAGUAAAUAACUUUAAAAAAAAUCUGUGGAGGAACUCAGAAAGUAUUCUUUAAACAUUGAUAAACAAGAAGUUCUGUCCAGGCAUCUACUUCAGUUCACAUUCUUGCACAGUGAUAAAAAGUAAAACAAUCCUGUAAUUCGAAUUUUAUUAUUUUUAUAAAUGAAUGAGUUAAAAACACAAUAUUGAUAUACAACAAUUACAUACCACAAUCUAAAAUUUCUCUCUCCUUUACAAGUGCGUCAAAUGGAUGUUUACAUAACUCAUUCCACAUGAUAUAUCUGGAACUGAUGAAGCAUAAUUUGUUUUACAAUGUCACCACUUUUCCUGUCUCCUUGUUAUUAUCUUGUUGCUUAACAUGAUUUAAACAUUCCAUCUGUAAUAGUGAUGUAUUCUCCUUCAGUAAAGCUUUGGAUGGACUAUCUGUUGAAAGUGUAAGGUUUGGAUAUUACAGAAACACAAAGGAAAUUAUUAACAACUAGUAGAAGAAAUAAGAUAAUGCAAUAUCAUCACAAGACCAAAGAAUAAAUGUAGCAUAAGUAUUGUUUUAGUAAAGCUUUUGAUUGUUAAAAAUAGACAUCAUAUUUGUCUAUAUAGUAGGGUCAUAUUUUUACUAAAUAGUAAUGUCUAAUGCUUUCAACCAUUUUUAUUCAGAAGAAUAUAGAAAACGAGAAUGUAAGACUGGCUGGAAGAGGCUUGUAAUAACUGUAUAUGUCAGGAAGAAAUGUACAGUUGCCAGAUACAAGUAUCUGAAAAUAGCUGUGAAAGGAAGGUUAAAAUUUUAGCUUUGUGACGUACAUAGGAAAGGAUUAACAACAGAGAAGACUGCACAUGUUCUAAACCAUAGAAUCAGUAUUUGUGCAGCUUAAAAACUUAAGUAAUUUUAUGUAAAUAAUAAUGAAUCAUUACAAAAUAAAAACAGAAGGUGUUACAUAUAAUCAUGGUGUAACUAUAUAAAAGGAGCAAAUUAUGAAUGUUUAAGCCUGAUGUGUAAACAAAAAAGAGCAUAUGGCAGUCUUGCACUUCUUGACCAAAAAAUGAACAUAAGAUCUUUUUAGGUUAUCAAUCUCAGUCUAAUUUUGAGUUGACUGCAAGGUUUUACAGCAGUUUUAUAGAAAGCUGAAAACUAUUUGUCGCUAUGGAAUAUGUGUAGGUAGCAAAACUAGUUGAUGCAUGAGAAUAUUAUUCUUCAUAGUACUUCUUUUCACACCCUUAAAAUUGAUGACCUAUGAUUUAUCAUUCAUCUUUGCCUUGACAAAAGUGGUUUGUCUGUUAGUUAAAGUUAUAAAACUUGUAUGUUCAUUUAGACUCAUUCUGUAACAACAAGAAUCACAUUGUCAUUGUUUUGUGAACAGAAGCCUCUUAAUGAACAUAUCUUCUGCCACAAGUGUUUGAUAAUCACUAUAAUCGACACCGUAUCAAUUUUUUUUUUAAUCUUAAAAUUUGUGCCAGCUAAUAAUUAUUACCUUGACUGUAUUUAAUGUUGGUCUACACAGCAAUUAAGUAUGCAAUGGGCAGUGAAACCUGAUUGAAGGAAAGUAUGAAAAGGGUUAGACACUAAAUGUUAUCAAAAACCAAAUACACAUUCUUGAUGAAAAAGGAAGAAGCUUAAGAGGAUAAUAAAAAAAGGAAAACUGUGGAAUGAAUGAGUUCUCAAAAUUGCCGCUUAUGAUUAAGUGAUGCAUGAGUAUAAGAUCAUAACAAGAAACAAAAAUAAGGGUACAGAUACACGUAACAGCACAGAAAAUUGUAUGAACUUUUGAAAUUUCACUCUUUUUCUAGUUUACAUACCUAUCUUUCUUUCUCUCUCUCUCUCUCUCUCUCUCUCUCUCUCUCUCUCUCUCUGUGUGUGUGUGUGUGUGUGUGUGUGUGUGUGUGUGUGUGUGUGUGUGUGUGUGUGUGUGUGUGUGUGUGUGUGUUUUUGUGUGUUUGGGGGGAUGGGGGAAGAGAGGGGGGGGGGAGGGGUCUGAAAUGCAGUGAAACAUAAAAAUGCUAGUGCAGCCUUCCUCAUUUUCAUUUGUUGUUUCCAUUGUGGAAGCUGUGAUACACUACACUUUUGUGGAAUGAAAAUAUUCCAGGCCAGUAAAAUUUUAAUAGUUCAUGUAAGUCUCAUUCAUCAUUGUCUGUCCACAUACUGGCUCUUUCUUUAACUGCUUAAUGCAAUUUAAGCUGUCCAGUAGAAUUUCUUUGCAUUUAUUUGUAUUUAACUGUAUCAACGCAUUUACCAGACAUUGUUGAGCUCAUCUCCCAAUAAACAAAUAAAUCAUAACUCGUACUUUUAUACCAUCUUAAGUUACUUGUUGCAAUGACAAAAUACAUUUAAAUUAUUCUUGUCAGGUAAAGAAAAUAGUCAUGUAUACAGGAGAAAUGUUAAUAGGUGUGUAUGAUGCUGACCAGAAAUGUAUUUCAAAAAGGUGUUAACACAUAUGAAAAAUCAAUCUUUAUCAAAGUUAAGAAAACUAUUUUCCACAUUUUGUAACAAUUUUGUUAAUUAUUACCUUUAAUGAUUUUAUGAAACUUGUUAGACUGUUAUAAGUUUUUACACUCAAGUGUCUUUAGCAUUAUAAUUCUGGUGCUAUGAUUGUUUUCAUUGUUGAUGCACCUGAGGUUUUUUGUAAUUUUCCUUGUUUAAACUGUUAACUAAAAUGAUGUAUGUUAAUAAGAACUUUCUCCAAACCUUUCAUGGUUCUCUUAUCACUUCAUCAGAAAAUGUUGAUAAGUAUUUGCAGUGCAGUAUGUCAAAACUCAUGUCAAGUUAUAUUUGGGUGAAAUUAUGUCAUAAUCAGUCAGUUCUGCAACCAAAUCACAACUACAAAAAAGAAAUUUUGAUUCAGGCUUCCGUUUAUCAUGAAUCAAAACGACCUCCCUGAAAUAUACCCAAGUUACACAGUAUCAACGUAGAUAAAUAUAAAAAUAUUUCACAAAUGUAUCUUCCACUGUCCGCAGCUCGUGGUCUCGCAGUAGUGUUCUUGCUUCCCGAGCGUGAGAUCUGGGUUUGAUUCCCUGUGGGGUCAGGGAUUUUCACCUGCCCUGAGAUGACUGGGUGUUGUUGUCUCAUGUUUGUCAUCAUCAUUCAUCCCCAACAGUCGGAGGAACACAACAGCAAACCACCUCCAUUAGGACCUUGCCUAGUACGACAGUGCGGGUAUCCCGCAUCAUUCCCCUACUCUUAGAACAUAGUAGUCUAAUUUAUGCAGCAUUAAGUCAUGCCAGUUUUCUUAGCAACAAAGUAUAAUACAGGAAACAAUAGUAUGAAUUGAUGCAGUAAUUCUCAGUAGUGGUUUCAUUCCCAAACUCCUUUCAGAAUGUCUGCAGCCACAUCUUGUGAUUAAAGCCCUUUGUUGCAAAUUCCAACAUUUCACUUUAUACUAUACUCAUUUUCUUCAACAUAUUAUGUAAAUGAAUGAACAAGUGAUCAGUUAAGUAAAGUUAAGUGGCAUCCAAAUACAGACUGUCUGUAAAGUAACAAGAAAGUUUAUUUACUAUUUAACAUAUGUCAUAACUCUUUUUUUCUAAAAAAAUACUAUUUUUUAUGAAACUCCAAGAAUAUAUAAAUGUAUCUCUGACACCUACACAGCGCUGUCCAUUUUCUUUGUAGAUGUUGUAUGCAUAGCAUCUACCAUUCUUAAAAUACAAUUCACUUUAUCAUUUUCUUCCUGCGGACAUCACAUUUCUUUUGCAUAAUUUCCACAUAAAUUGCCUAAAUACAAUCACACAUGAAAACACACCCAGAAAGACAUUUAGUACUCAGAACAUUCUUUUGAACACUAAGUAAGAAGAAUCAGAAAUGUCUGCAGAGAUACAUGACUGCCAAAAUUUCUUCACAGUGGACACUUAGAAUUGAAAUAAAUCCUAAUACAAUUGGCGGAAAAGAUACAUAAGCUUAC